This is a messenger RNA of Phalaenopsis equestris, 2706 nucleotides long. RefSeq names its product protein SCAI homolog. Gene Ontology annotation, cellular component: nucleus. The transcript is spliced from 9 exons. Gene Ontology annotation, molecular function: transcription corepressor activity. Bases 102 to 1928 code for a protein of 608 amino acids. Gene Ontology annotation, biological process: DNA-templated transcription. Lineage: Eukaryota; Viridiplantae; Streptophyta; Magnoliopsida; Asparagales; Orchidaceae. The record is from RefSeq and is a predicted model, not a curated record.
CAACAAAUGACCGCUACCUUAUGAACACCCGGACUUUUCAAGGGCGAGUUCCCGGCCACUCACGGGAGCCGCACUGCGGUCUUUGAUUUUUCGUCCCGGUAAUGUCCGUCGAAGUCGACGGCGAAGGAGGCGGUGGCGCCGCCUCCUUCCGGACUUUUCGUUCCCUUAUCGAGAGUGCCGACCGGAAGUUCGCACGAGUCCGCGACCUCCCUCCAUACGGCCGCGGCCCUAUCCACAUCGUCUACUACCGCAAGGUUUUUAAAGCCUACACCCGUCUCUGGAGAUUCCAGCAGGAGCAUCGCCGGGAUCUUGUUGCUGCCGGCCUUAAGCGGUGGGAGAUUGGCGAGAUCGCCUCGCGCAUCGGCCAACUCUACUAUGGUCAGUACCUACGAACCAGUGAGGCGAGGUUCCUCCUGGAGUCUUACAUCUUCUACGAGGCCAUACUCAGCCGCAGAUACUUCGAGCCACCGUUGGCCACGGGGGCGGAUCUAGGGCUGAGGUACAAGGAACUGAGGUUUCAUGCUCGGUUCCUCCUUGUUGCGUUGCUGCUUAAUAGAAAGGAUGUGGCCCUGAAUUUGGCUGAGAGGUUUAGGACUCUAGUGGAGGACAGCAAAUCAGUUUUCCGGGAGACUAAUUUUAAAGAAUGGAAGCAAGUGCUGCAAGAAACUUUCAGGUUUUUGAAAGCUGAAGCAUCAUUUACAAAUGCCAGGCCUCUGAGAUACAGUUUAUUGUUUGAUGCCCAUCCUUCUUCGCUUCCAUAUAUUGCACGCUUACACAAACGAAGAGUAUUGAAGCUUCAAGAUGCUUUGUUGACAAGCUAUCGGAGAACUGAGAUCAAAAUCACAGAGCUUACUCUUGAUAGUUAUAGAAUGAUCCAGUGUUUGGAGUGGGAACCCAGUGGAUCAUUCUACCAAGUGGCUACUACAGAAUCGAGUGAUAACGGUGGUUGUAGUGAUCAAAGUGGUGCUUCUGGGUUGAUUGAUAUCAACCUUUUUGCAGACAUGACAGAUCCAUCUCUGCCCCCAAAUCCUCGCAAAGCUGUUAUCUAUCAUCCUUCAGUUUCUCAUUUGAUGACGGUAAUUUCAACGAUAUGUGAAGAACUCUCUUCCGACAGCAUUUUGCUAAUAUAUGUCUCUGCAUCAGGAAAACCAGAUCAGAGCAUUCCUUCUGAAAAGAAUUCUUCUCAUUUAAAGCCCAUUUCUCAAGAUUCCUAUAAGAAUGGUGGUUCUCUCCAUCAAGCUCCUGUUUAUUCCUGGGUAAAUUCUAGUGAUUACUCCGAAGGUUGUGUAUGCCUAGGUUCAAGAGGAAGUGGAGGAGUAAACAAUUUAUACCCAGACGAUUUAAUCCCUUUUACACGGAAGCCCCUUUUCAUUAUUAUUGAUAGUGAAAAUAGCCAUUCAUUCAAGAAAAUUCAUGGUUCUGAAAGGGGCGAAGCAGCUGCCUUGCUUCUUUCACCGAGGAGACCUUCAUCAGUAUCUGAUGUCGAUGUUGCAACUUCCGGAAGUCAGUUUACAUACUUUCUUACUGCUCCACUGCUUGCUUUUAUCCAACUAGUGGGACUUAAGUCAGACAUUGAUGUUGAUGUAUGUAGCAGUGCAGAGUCCAUUCUUUCAUCGGCCAUAGCUGAGUGGGAAGUAAUUCUCUGCACGUCAGAAAGCCUGGAUCAGGUUUGGGCUCAAGUUCUACCAGAUCCUUUUCUUAGGCGGCUGAUCCUUAGGUUUAUAUUCUGCCGGGCUGCACUUUCUCUCCUUGGCACACCUAGGAAGGAGAGUGGGCAUUUACCUGAUUGCCUGCCAAGCCUCCCAGAGGCUGUCUCUCCAGAGUCACUAUCAAUUCAAUCACACAUUUUGAAGCUCACGGAGACCCUUGGGGUUAUUAACCAUUUUGAAUUCUCUGAUGAUAUAAAGGGCUCAGCUCACAGAAGAUGAUUAGUAUUAAAUAUAUUCCCACCUGUUGAUAUAUAGCAUCAUGGGAGUUCACCGAUUUAAAACUUUUGUUGAUUACAUUUCGCGCAGAUGCAGAGGUGGGGGCUAUGAUCCGUAUGUUCUGCUGUGGUUGAGAUGGAAGAAACCAACCAACUGCUGUCAUGUAAUGAAGAUGGCUGCCAGAUUGUAUUAUUCUUUUUACAUCUCUCAAUUUUUGACUCUCCGAAAGAGACGUUUGUUUCAGAUAUGGAGGCCCUCACUGAAAUGAUUAGCUUAGUUGCUAUGUAAUUAUGCUGUAGCGUCGAUAUACAUUAUUUAUUAGGAGGGAUGUCCGCGGCAUCAUCAUGGCUCACAUUCGUAUCAUUGACAAUUCAGGAUUGUGUAAUCAGAGGGAGAGGUUGAAAAAAAUCUGAGAAAAAAAUUAUUUCCUUUAUCUCAGCUAUCGGUAUUCCUUUGUCAGAUUUUUUUUUUCUUUUAUCUUUCUGUUUGCAUGUAAAUAUUAAUUUAUGCAACAUCUACUUGAUGCUUUUUUCUCCCUAGGGCUGCAGAUGAAGGGCGUCGUCGCUUUAACUUGCAAGUGGUUUUUAUGUCCUAUUGAUGUUGUGUCAUCAACGUAGCACUUAGGCGUCGAGCAUUUGAAUCUUUUUUAUGUAAUUAAUUUUCUUGCUGUUCUCAUGUAAUGCAUGGGGGAAGACCAUUUUUUUUUUUUUUUUGUUUUUCUUGGGGAGAAUUUUCAUAUUGAUGUUAUGUUAUCACUUUUUUUUAUUUAAGAAGCGUAGUG